UAAUGAAAACUAUGAAACUUUGAUGUAAUCCUUUUCUUCUUGAUUUCUUUGAGGACUUAGAAAAUUAUGGUCGACGUUUAUUUAAGGUCCAAGAUGGACAGUUAUCAAGGCAUUCCUCAAAUCCCAUGGGGCGGCCAUUCCCCGAUCUCAUCUCUGUAUCACCAGCAGCAGUAGCAGCAGCAACAGCAACAGCAGCAGCAGCAGCAAGGUAUCCAGGAGUACAAAUCGGAGAGCAAUUCCUUGUACGGUAGUCCUUAUACGCCUAUCAUUCACACACCGGAGAUGUCUCCAGUCGCCAGUCCCGAGCCAGAUGGCGAUGGGACGCAUUUGUCAUCCAAUCAGAAUCAAGAAGAACGUGAUCUGAUGGAGGGCUCGUCGAAGCAACACGGUGAGAUGAACGAGCAAACGAAACGGUACACCUUUAUGAACGCUGAUAAUCAGCUGCACACGGGUCAUGCUGGUGGUACUAGCAUAUCGUCGUGUCAGAAUUCUGGUGCUUACACGGACACCCUGACGUACAAAAAAUCUGUAAGUUACUUAAACUUCGAGAGGCAGCCGUCGAGUAUAGCCGCGGUGGGCAUAGCGAACGGUAUGAUGGUGUCGUGCAAUAAAUUACGGUCAGGAUUUGAGAACGUCGGUUCCGUGACGGGUACGUUUUAUCCGCCUGUCGCGUCGCCGCACGAUCAAUCGUUGCAGCACUAUACGAACACCCAGUCCUCUAAGACCGGCAACUAUUCGAUGCAGUCCGCCGUCGAGAGUAAUUAUAAUCCCGUUCAGUGUGCCAAUCGGCAGCAGUCAAUGGGGAUUCGAGGAGCCGCCGAGGGUUGUUCCGGUGUGUCCCAUCGGUACCAGAUGCCUCACCACCAGGAGUACCAAACGGACGGUACCAGCGGCGGUCAGCAGCACUCGAUCUUGGGUCACAUGGAGGCCGCGAUGGCUGCCAGUGCGGAGGAAGAACAGCAGCAGUCGUUGCAGCUGGAGAAGUACUUCAAGUACUCGCACCCGACCAGCAUCGCGCACACCAGUCUUACCUCGCAGAAUCUUCUCGACAGCAAUCACAAUUACGCGAGCGACCUGCGUUACUACGCGUCCCAGCAGAGCCAGUUGGACAUGUCGAACGCUCAGUGCAUCGUCGACGACCAGGGCAAGGACGCGAGGUGCUCAAACGUGGCCAUGAGCCACGCGAUGGACCAGUACCACCAGUCGAUGGACGUGGCCAAGUACCCGGAACACCAACAACAGCAACAGCAACAGCAACAGCAGCAGCAACAGUCGAGCCAGCAGACGCAACAGUCACAGAACAUGGAACACGUUCCAAAGGCUGACGAUGAUUUCAGUGUAAUACUCGCCGACACGGUCGAUUUAUCUCGUAUGGCUGUAGAGAAGAACGCUGUAGGUAGGUGCAUUUACGAAGAAUCCGGUGCUUAUACACAUUCUUAGAUACACUUCCGGUGCUAAUGCUCUCGGUCUCGAGGUGUGGUUCUUAUUCGUGUUCUUAAACAUCGAUAACAGAAUCUCUCCCCUUCGAAUUGUAACAAUUCGUCGUGCAAUCAUCAUUUCAAUGAUUUAUCAAGGACAUUCAGGAGUCUGAAAUCUCGAUACGAACGAUGGUUCAUAACCAACAUUUCGCCACACCUCCUGAUGUUACUUAAUUCGAACAAACAAGUGAAACUCAUGGAACUGAUUAUUAUUUCUCCUUUUGACAAAUCAGAACGUUGUGAUUAUCGAGUUUUUAGGAUGUUAGAUCAAUUUGUUUAUAAUAAUUUAUACUUUGUCGACGAUCCAAUUUUCGUUCAA
Messenger RNA from Ceratina calcarata, 1797 nucleotides. Its product is annotated as putative serine/threonine-protein kinase yakA. Bases 283 to 1440 code for a protein of 385 amino acids. Lineage: Eukaryota; Metazoa; Arthropoda; Insecta; Hymenoptera; Apidae. The record is from RefSeq and is a predicted model, not a curated record. The transcript is spliced from 5 exons.